Messenger RNA from Alternaria alternata, 438 nucleotides. RefSeq lists its product as hypothetical. The record is from RefSeq and is a predicted model, not a curated record. The transcript has a single exon. Bases 1 to 438 code for a protein of 145 amino acids. Lineage: Eukaryota; Fungi; Ascomycota; Dothideomycetes; Pleosporales; Pleosporaceae.
AUGGCCUACGAUCGGGAUGUGGUAGUUUGUUGUUUCAAGCGACAUUACGAGCUCUUAGUGAGAUCAGCCUACUUCGAUUCCGCAGAGAUCCGGUACCCUCCAGAUGAAGGCUGGAGCGAUGAGCAGCUUGCUGUUGACAUCAUGCGUGCUUUCGGCCGCUCAGAGGAAGUAAUCGAUCUCCUCCGGCAUCUACCUUACAUCAAACAGCUCGACGGUGACAGCAAAGACGAAGUAUACUUCCAAACCCGACAUCUUAGCUAUCUACGCGAUACCUGGCCGUUCAAAUCCUUGACUGUUGAAAAAUGCCAAGGGAAACAGCUAUUUGACAAACUGUUGAUGCCGAGUCCUGAAGACUGGCCAGCUGGUUUCAUUGCCUUGACGCAAGACAUAUAUGCAACAUGGUGGAUAAUGGAUACUACGAAAGGUUUGGCAAUAUGA